GGCCUUACCUUGCCGUUGGUGCCUCCCCCUCCGCACGGCAGAAGCCGCCGCCGAACGGUUAACGGAGACAUUUCAGUAAUGGACGGGUGCAGGCGCGAAUUUGAAGGGGACAAGAAGCGGAAUUAUAUCCGGAAUAAUACUGUCAAAUCCGCUUCUUGCCUGCUAUCCAAGAAACAAGAAAAUCACUGGGGCAUGCACCAUAGUAGCGAUUCUAGCUCGCACUACGAUUCCCACCGCUAUCCGGCUAUCCCAACCCCAACCCAAAAGAAUUCGCGCACUCCAAUCCCACCCUCGCUUCCAGCCCUUCUUAUUCCCAGUCCCCCGCCGCCUUCCCUCGUUCUCCUCCCUCUUCCCACAACCCGUAUCCCGCCCCUAACCUCACCCCCUCCGCCCCCUCCUGUUCCCAAUCCCAUCCUCCUCAAUUCCUUCCUCCCUUCCAAUCCUACAAUCCCUCUCACUUUCUGGCCGACCAAUACUCAUACAAGCCCUGUUUUGCUGCACCUCCCAAUUCCAACCCCAAUCCCUCCUAUUCCUCCCCUUACCCUUUCUCGAAAACCCUCGAAGAAUCCAUCCUAGCGUUGGGUAUUUCGAUGAGGGUCGAGUAACUACUGCCGGGCUGUGACGAGCGAUUCCUUAAGAAGAGGUCGGAGAGUGGGUUUCGAUACGGCCGGGUCGGCAUAGAAGACGACGGGCUCGGGGAGGGAGUUUACGCCUACGAUGGCGGGAACGUGCAGCCGUAAUGGUUCUCGUGGAAUUGGGCCCGCGAGGUCUUCCUCCAGGGUCUUCUUGGUCGGGUUUUGAUGACUAUGGGAGGCCUUUGGGUUUGUAUUCGGCGUAGGAGGAGGUGGUGGGAAGCACGGGCAGGAUUGUGAGGGCGGUGACCAAGGCGGAGGACCAGCAGGAUGUGGAAAACAGUGUGCAGAAGUUCCAGGUCAAGCUGUUGCCAGAAGGAGGGCAGAGCACUAUGGAUGUUCUUCGCCAGCUGAAAGGGAUGCGGGGAAAUGGUAGCAUUACUAGAAGCAAGGGAACUUCAGGGCCUGGCAUGCCAUCUGAUCAGCCGACCACAAGGAAGAAAGGUUUUGUUGACUGGAUGAACUUUUUAAAGCCUACUAGUGAGGAGAAAGACCAUUGGCACCAUUGCUGGAAUUGUGGUGAUAUUUUCUGUGACAAGUGCAUCCAUGUAGAAUUGUCCUCACUGCAGAUGAGCAUGCUCAGCCAGUACGAGUCUGUGACAGAUGCAUGGAUUAGCUGGACAAAAGUCAUGAGGCAUCAGCAGGUUCAAACUUCAAAGUCAUCUGAUGGGUCCGGAAGGAGGAUGAGGGAAGUUGCAUGCCCCGCGUGCACUGUUAUUCUGCAGGACCAUCCUCUUGGGAAACAUGGCAAGCAUAAGUAGCAGCUGUGCCAGGAGAUCUUUCUUGAUGUUUCACGUUCGAGCAUGAGAGGUAUAAAUGACUUCGGUCCACCAGGUGUCCAACUCUGAAAAAGUGGCGCUUUCACAACUAUUCUCAAAAAUUAGGGGGAAAAAAUGGUAAGCAUAAGAAGCUUAGAUUCAGUUGAAUAGUUUUCGAUGAUCCCAUUCAGUUAGAUAUAGGUAAUAUGCAAUGCAAUCGUCAUCUAUAGAUUGUCGAAAAUAACUCAGCACUCAGGCUCCCUCAAAAAACUGUUUUAAGGCUAACAAAAAUGAUCUGCGGAUUAUCAUAUAGAUUGUUAAACUGUAUCUUUCUGAGAUAUAGUAUGCGGAAAUUCAUAUUUUUAAAUCAAGCCUGAAUAUACUCUGAAAUUUGAUUGGACACAAGAUUCACAGCCACCUAGCAUUCUGGCUCGGCGAUCCAUGACCAGAUUUAGUCAUUGGUAUACAACUACAUGAAAUCUAUGCAUUUUGCUCUGCCUAGGAUUAAAAAAUAAAAACUAGUAUUAAUAUAACCCAACCAACAC
Messenger RNA from Elaeis guineensis (African oil palm), 1935 nucleotides. Its product is annotated as protein FREE1. Gene Ontology annotation, molecular function: ubiquitin binding. The record is from RefSeq and is a predicted model, not a curated record. Gene Ontology annotation, cellular component: ESCRT I complex; late endosome membrane. Gene Ontology annotation, biological process: multivesicular body assembly; intralumenal vesicle formation. Lineage: Eukaryota; Viridiplantae; Streptophyta; Magnoliopsida; Arecales; Arecaceae.